This is a messenger RNA of Glycine soja, 2207 nucleotides long. RefSeq names its product LEAF RUST 10 DISEASE-RESISTANCE LOCUS RECEPTOR-LIKE PROTEIN KINASE-like 2.1. Bases 161 to 2032 code for a protein of 623 amino acids. Gene Ontology annotation, molecular function: protein kinase activity; ATP binding. The record is from RefSeq and is a predicted model, not a curated record. The transcript has 3 exons. NCBI's taxonomy places the organism in Eukaryota, Viridiplantae, Streptophyta, Magnoliopsida, Fabales, Fabaceae. Gene Ontology annotation, biological process: protein phosphorylation.
ACUGGCGUAUCAAUUGGUUUAAAAAGAUAUUUAUAUACCGUCAAGUAGUGAGCAACAUAAUGCGAAACACAAUUGCGGAAAUAUAACGGGGUUUUUGGAGUCCAUAAGAAAAAAUUUCGUGAUUUGAGGGUGAGAAGGGUGGUGCUUCUCUAAGCUGGAAAUGUCUCCGGCUUAUGUACUUUGGUUCCUUUUGUUUUCUUCUCUACCGCUGCUGCUUCUCUCAGAAGGGAAUGCAAAUGGACACCGUGAUGAUUGUCCAGACUCAUUUGACUGCGGAAGCAUAGGGAAAAUUUACUUCCCAUUCACGACGGUAGAACGCCACAACUGUGGUGUUCUGGCAAUCCGUGGCUGUAAUGAUUCCGGCCAAACAUCAGCGAAGCAUGUCCAGUUGACCAAAGGAGGAAAACUAUUCCAAGUUACGCAAGUUAAUAGUCAGAGCCUCAGUACUACUAGUAUUUCCAUUAUCGACCAAGAUUUCAGAGGGCUUCUGGAAAAUGGUAGUUGUAAGGCCUUGAGCUAUAACAUUACAGUCCCUCCCUCCUCUGCUUUCGGUUAUUUUGAUGUGCAAAACAAUAUUAGCAUCUUCAACUGCAGCCGCCAUCUACGCAAACUCAACCAUACAAAUGGCUUCAUCAACUAUACCAGCACCAGAUGUCCUUCCUCUGUUUUUUACUUUGCCCCUCCUGAUUCUCAGACCCUGCGCUCUUUUACCUCUUCAUGUUCAAUGGUUCAACUUCCAAAAAGAAUAGAUUCUGAGUUCUUCAAAGGCGAUCCAUUUGGAUUUUUAACUGCUGAAAUUACUUUUGAAUUCAAGUUUUCGGAUGACUGUAUCCGGUGUUACGAGGAAGGAAAGGGCUUUUGUGAACCAGACAGCAACGGAAAAAUUCAUUGUGCCUCUCCAACGAGGAAAAGUAGAGUUUUGAUUCGGAAUCUAGGAUUGCUGCUAGCUUGGACCUUGGUGGCUAUGGGAGUUGUAGUGAUGAUCUUGGUUUGCUGCAUCAGGACCAAGAUUUUCUCUCUCACGUCUCUCUUGUGGUGGAGGGAGACCCCAACCCAUCGAAUUAUUGAGGAGCUUGUGAAUGAACAUGGACCCCUUCCUACAACUAGGUACAAUUAUUUAGAGGUUAAGAAAAUGACCAAUUCUUUUGGAAACAAAUUAGGCCAAGGGGGAUUUGGUAGUGUUUACAAAGGAAAGUUACAAGAUGGACGUCUUGUUGCGGUGAAGAUUUUAAGUGAAUCAAAAGGCAAUGGAGAAGAGUUCAUAAAUGAAGUUGCUAGUAUCAGUAGGACUUCACAUGUUAACAUUGUUAGACUCUUGGGAUUUUGUCUUGAUAGUUCUAAACGAGCUCUAAUAUAUGAGUUUAUGCCUAAUGGAUCUCUUGACAAGUUUAUAUAUGAAGAGAAAAAUCCAUUACAAGUUCCUCACCAUUUGAAUUGCAAAAUAUUGUAUGAUAUUGCUAUUGGCAUUGCUCGUGGAUUAGAAUACUUACACAGAGGUUGCAACACUAGAAUCUUGCAUUUUGACAUAAAACCUCAUAACAUAUUACUAGAUGAGGAUUUCUGUCCAAAAAUUUCAGAUUUUGGACUUGCAAAAAUAUGCCCAAGAAAAGAAAGCAAAAUAUCGAUAUUUGGUGCUCGAGGAACUGCUGGCUAUAUUGCCCCAGAAGUUUUUUCUAGAAAUUUUGGUGAAGUAUCACACAAGUCAGAUGUUUAUAGUUAUGGAAUGAUGGUCUUAGAAAUGGUUGGAGGGAGAAAAAAUAUUAAGACUGAAGUAGACCGUUCAAGUGAAAUAUAUUUUCCUCAUUGGAUUUAUGAGCGUCUUGCAUCAAAUCAAGAACUUGGUUUACAGAAUAUAAGAAAUGAGAGUGAUGAUAAAAUGACGAGAAAGAUGACAAUAGUGGGCUUAUGGUGCAUACAAACUCAUCCUUCAACUCGACCAACCAUAAGUAAAGUGGUGGAAAUGUUAGAAAGUGAAGUUGAGUUCUUGCAAAUUCCACCUAAACCUUUUUUGUCUUCUCCUUCAAGCUCUUAGCCCACUUGUCACGCGAGACUCUUACUUUAUGAGAAUACUAAGAUGUAAUGUAUGUUGUAUUUUAUUGGAUUUACUACUAUUUUAUUUUCCAUUUAGUUUGAAUUUAUAAAUUUGAUUAGUGAUUACCUUGAAACAUGAUUGGUAACCACUUUAAUAACACUUCAUAAUUUAUAGU